Molecule: messenger RNA, 9554 nt
Organism: Trichosurus vulpecula (common brushtail)
Lineage: Eukaryota; Metazoa; Chordata; Mammalia; Diprotodontia; Phalangeridae
Gene: MPRIP
Product: myosin phosphatase Rho interacting protein
Exons: 24
Coding region: 1083-8396 (2437 amino acids)
Biological process (GO): actin filament organization
Cellular component (GO): actin cytoskeleton
Molecular function (GO): actin filament binding
Source: RefSeq, a predicted model, not a curated record
ACCCUCUCUCGCUCGAUCCCAGGAACGCGCGAGACGCUAGGCUACCAUUUGCAACUGCCCGGGAGUGCAAAGGGGAGCGGCGGCUGGUGCCAACGGGGAGGACUCUUGCCCGAGGAACCAUGCAGUGAUUCUCCCUGGAUAACCUGGACUCGCAGAGGAGUCGGAGUGAGGAGUCGUAGCUUCUGAGGAUGCGUCCAUGGGCCAGCUAAAACCAGGAGGCGGCCGCGAAGGCUGUGGCUCUACCGGAGGAGAAGCCCUGGGAAGCCGCAGCUGGGGAAUUGUUCCUUAAUUGAAGGGGGACCCCCCCGGGGCCGGCGUUUUUUCACCUGCAGCGUUGCCCUUGCUGGGAGGGGGGGGGCUUGGGAGGGGGGAGGGUGGGAGUUGUAUUUCUCUGUCCUGUUCAGCCUCUGCUGGCGGGCCCUCGGACCCUACUCUUCCAGGCAGCUUCCCAUCUGGAUUCUUCUGCAUGGAAAAUCCCCGGCCCUGAAAUACGGACGGGCCCAGUGCCUGCAGCCUCCUUGCAUUCGUGCCUUAUCCGGGGGACUGUCCCCACCCCCAAGGCUUGCCUCCAUCGGGUCGUGGAGGGAGAGGCGUUACGACCGCAUCCCUGGAAUAUCUGCUUGUGGUGGUGUAGGUUGGUCUGGUUGCUUUUCCCGGGACAAGGGAUAUGGGUUUGCACGUUUCCUUCGGUGACUGAUCCAGUGCCUAGGUCGACCCCACAUUUUAUGUCUUUGCUCCAUUCCCCCCUCUUCUCGUCUUCUGAAAUUGGGAUGCCCCCAAAGUGAGCGGGGACCGGUUUGAGACGCCCAGCCCUUGGAUUGCCAAAGCCCGCAGCCGAUCCGAGGAUAUUAUUGCACAACCCAACUGAGAGGAAACCGUGCCGGGCUCUCUCGGGCCCCUCCCCACCUCCGUCUCCCUCUCGCUCCCUCUCGAGUUCCCAUCCCCUGCCCCCGGGGCUCCUUGGAUGAUCUUCCUGGGAAAGAGAACCCGCCAGGGCGAGGGUCAGGGCGCUGGGGCAUUCUCCAUCUCUCCUUCCUUGAAGUAAAGAGAACAGCUCUAGAGAUUGGCUGGACACCCGAAAAAUGUCCGCGAAGGAGAAUCCCUGCCGGAAAUUUCAGGCCAACAUCUUCAACAAAAGCAAGUGUCAGAAUUGCUUCAAGCCCCGGGAAUCUCAUUUGCUCAAUGAUGAAGAUUUAAACCAGGCAAAACCCAUUUAUGGUGGCUGGCUGCUUCUUGCUCCAGAAGGGACUGAUUUCGAUAAUCCUGUGCACAGGUCUCGGAAAUGGCAGCGGAGAUUCUUCAUCCUCUAUGAACAUGGACUUCUGCGCUACGCUUUGGAUGAAAUGCCUACAACCCUUCCUCAGGGCACCAUCAACAUGAACCAGUGCACAGAUGUGGUAGACGGAGAGGGCCGCACGGGCCAAAAGUUCUCUUUGUGUAUUCUGACACCUGAAAAGGAGCACUUCAUCCGGGCAGAGAACAAAGAGAUCAUCAGUGGGUGGUUGGAGAUGCUCAUCGUCUACCCUAGGACCAAUAAACAGAACCAGAAGAAAAAACGGAAGGUAGAGCCCCCGACUCCUCAGGAGCCUGGCCCUGCCAAGAUGGCUGUCACCAGCAGCAACAUUCCGAGUGCAGAAAAAAUCCCCACCACCAAGUCUACGCUCUGGCAGGAGGAGAUAAGGGUCAAGGACCAGCCAGAUGGGAGUACCCUUAGCCCAGUACCAAAUUCUGGAUCAAGUCAGGUCCUCCCAGCCAGCUCGUUGAAAGAACCUGGGCUGGAAAACAAAGAAGAGGAGAGCACCAUGAAUGGUGACCGAGUAGACUGUGGACGGAAGGCCAGAGUGGAAAGUGGCUACUUUUCCCUGGAGAAGACUAAGCAGGAUAUGAAGGCAGAAGAGCAGCAGUUGGCACCACCACCAUCCCCUCCCAGCCCCAGCAUGCCCAAUAACAGGUAUAGUUACCCAGAACUACCUUUCCAGGAGCAUGGCCGCCCCUUUUCUUCCCCAGGUCCCCAGGCUGCCGGCCGAAUAGUCUACAGCAUCUCCCUGAACUCCCUGGAUUCAGCAAGUCGGCACCCCAUCCACACGGACUCCAGCAGCGCUGGGGGGAGGGAAGCAGAGAAACCGGGGCGCCUCUUUGCCUUUAAAGCCAGCAGGCAGUACACCACUCUAGCCGACGUGCCUAAGGCCAUCCGGAUCAGUAAUCGAGAGGCCUUCCAGGUGGAGAGAAGGCGGUUGGAGCGCAAGAUUCGGGCCUGCAGCCCUGGCAGGGAGGAGGUGGCUCGUCUGUUUGGCAACCAAAGGAGGAGGUCCCAGGUAAUUGAAAAAUUUGAGGCCUUGGAUAUUGAGAAGGCUGAGCACAUGGAGACCAACAUGUCAGCUGGCCCCAUGCUGUCUAGCGACACUCGCCAGGGCCGAAGUGAGAAGAGAGUUUUCCCCAGGAAGCGGGACUCUACCACAGAAGCUAUCACCUCCACCGUCGGCUCCAUCCCAGAUGUUUCUGCUUCUCCCCUGUCUCCGCACCGAAGAGCCAAGUCACUGGAUAGAAGGUCCACAGAGUCCUCCAUGACGCCUGACCUGCUGAACUUCAAGAAAGGCUGGCUGACCAAGCAGUAUGAGGAUGGCCAGUGGAAGAAACACUGGUUUGUCCUGGCGGAUCAGAGCCUGAGAUACUACAGGGAUUCGGUAGCUGAGGAGGCGGCUGAUUUGGAUGGUGAAAUAGACCUGUCUACCUGCUGCAAUGUCACUGAAUAUCCAGUCCAGAGAAACUACGGCUUCCAGAUCCAUACAAAAGAAGGAGAGUUCACUCUUUCUGCCAUGACUUCUGGAAUUCGACGGAAUUGGAUCCAGACCAUCAUGAAACAUGUACACCCAACCACUGCCCCAGAUGUCACUAGCUCAUUGCCAGAAGAGAAGAAUAAAACCAGCCCUUCCUUUGAGACCUGCCCAAAGCCAAGUGAGAAACAGGAUGUGGACCAAGCUGAGUUGGAUCCUGAGCAGAAAAGGAGUCGUGCGCGGGAAAGGAGGCGAGAGGGACGUUCUAAAACCUUUGACUGGGCUGAGUUUCGCCCUAUCCAGCAAGCCCUGGCUCAGGAAAGGGCCAACGCCACAGAAUCCUCUAAGACACGAGAGCCUGGGAGUUCAGAAAUGGACCUAACGGACCUGGAGAAGGAGCGUGCACGGCGGAGAGAAGAGCGGCGUAAACGCUUCGAGAUGAUCGAUUCUGUUGAUGGGCCAGGUGCGGAUGACACUAUCUUACGGAUGGAGGUGGACAGGAGUCCGGUGUUACCCGUGGCCACAGAGCUGAAGCCGCAGAAUGUGCAUGUGGAGAUUGAGCAACGGUGGCAUCAGGUGGAGACUACCCCUCUUCGUGAGGAAAAACAAGUGCCCAUCGCCCCUUUACAUCUGUCUUCAGAAGAUAGCGGUGACCGGCUCCCCACACAGGAGCUGACCUCCCUGUUGGAGAAGGAGCUGGAGCAGAGCCAGAAAGAAGCCUCUGAUCUCUUAGAACAGAACCGACUUCUGCAGGAUCAGCUAAAGGUGGCUUUGGGUCGGGAGCAGAGUGCCAGGGAGGGCUACGUGUUGCAGACUGAGGUGGCCACCUCACCAUCCGGUGCCUGGCAGAGGCUCCAUAAAGUCAAUCAAGAUCUCCAAAGUGAGCUUGAAACCCAAUGCCAGCGCCAGGAGUUGAUCAAUCAUCAAAUUCAGUCCCUGAAACGUAGUUACGGGGAGGCAAAGGACAUCAUCCGGCACCAUGAGGCUGAGAUCCAACGGCUGCAGGCAAGACUGAGCAAUGCUGCCGCAGAGCUGUCUAUCAAAGAGCAGGCUCUGGCCAAGCUCAGGAGUGACUUAAAGAUGGAAAAGGAAAAAGUCACAGAGCAGCUGGAAGAGUGGCAGCAGAGCGAAAGCACCCUGAGCUUCCAACUGAGAGUGAGCGAGCAGCAGCUCCGAAGCGCGGAAGCCCUGCUCCUCGAGAAGACCCAGGAGCUGAGAGACCUGGAGAUGCAGCAGGCCUUACACCGAGACCAUCAGAAGGAGGUGCAGAGGCUCCAGGACAGAAUUGCCGACCUCAGCCAGCAGCUCGGGGCCAGGGAGCAAGCUCAGGCCCUCAUGGAAGAGAAGCUGCAGAAGAAUUAUGAGCUUUUGUUGGAAAGCUGUGAGAAGGAAAAACAGGCUUUGCUGCAGAACCUGAAGGAGGUUGAGGACAAGGCCUGUGAGUAUGAAGAUCAGCUCCAAGAUCAUGAGCAGCAGAUGGAAAUUCUUCAGAAAGAGAAGCUAAGUGCAAAAUUUGAAGGAAGUGAGAUUGUUCAUCAGCUGGAGGAGCAGCUGGAGAUGAAGGAGGCCAGCAUCCAGAAGCUUGCUGAGCACAUUCAGAGUCUUCAGGAAGAACGGGAUGAAAUCAAGCAACGGUUCUCAGAGCUGAUGAAUCAAGUUGCAGAGUCUGAUAACAAAGUUGCUAAACUACAAGAAAAACUCAAAUCAUGGGAGGUGGAUUAUCAGACACUAGAGCAGUCUUAUCAGAAAGUACUGGAUCAGUUCCAGGGUAUGCAUACAGUCCUGAAAGAAAAGGAAGAGGAAUUGAAGCACAUCAAGGAAGUGCAUGAGAAAAUUCUGGAAAAGAAAGACCAGGACCUCCACGAGGCUCUGGUGAAAAUGGCUGCUUUGGGUGGCAGCCUGGAAGAAACUGAAAUGAAGCUUUUCCAUGCAAAGGAGGAGCUGUUAAGAAAGGCUGCUGAUGGCAGCCCUAAGGAUAUGGAAGAGCCAUGCGCUAGACUGGAUGCACAGGAGGACAGCCCCGCAGAUCUGGGCACACAUGCGCAAGCUCCAGGAGCACCUCUGGGUUCCUACCACAUACCCCUGCAUAGUGAGGAAGCUGGUCAGAAGGAAGUGUGUGGUGAGCCCUCUGAGCAAGGCCUGGAAGAUGCCAUUGCCCAGCUCAAGUCGACAGAGCCUCAGGAUCAACAAGGGCAUCAGAAAACCACGGUGAAGCUUGAUGGGGGAGCCCCAGGGGCCAAGAGGCAGAGAAUUCGUUUUUCUAGCAUCCAGUGCCAAAAAUACAUUCAUCCAGAAGGGUCAGAAAAGACCUGGACGAGCAGCACAUCUUCCGAUACCAGCCAAGAUCGGUCACUCUCCGAGGAGAGCAUGUCAUCAGAACCUGUUCCCGGCUGUAUCUCUUCUGGAGUCAGUGACCCUGAAACUUAUCUUUCCAUAAUACAUUCCUUGGAAACCAAACUUUAUAUCACUGAAGAAAAGCUCAAAGACGUGACCAUGAAACUGGAGAGUCAACAAGGGCAAAAUCAAGAGACUUUAAUUGCUCUCCACCACCAGUGGGCUGGUACAGAAUCGCAGCUUCACGAACAGCUGCAAGCUAGUUUGUCCCAAGUCGGUGCCUUGGUUUCUCAGCUAGAAAAUGAAAGACAGGAAAAGCUGAAGAUGGUAGAAAACCAUGUUGGUGAGCUGGGGGACUUCCAAAUAAAAAACAGUCAGGCCCUAACCUGUUUAGAGAAAUGCAGGGAACAGCUAAGAUCUUUGCCAAAGGCUGACAAAGAACAAGAACGAGAUUUAUUUAUGGCCACUUUGGCCAGCCUGGAGGCCACUUUAUCAAAUGCAAUCCGGGUUUUACAUCACUUACCCUCCUCUUCAGAUGCCACGAGUCAAGCUCAGCUCAGAGAAGACAGUUCAUCAAAUGAAGGGAAAUCACUUCUACAGGUACAACCCCAGGUCUUGGAACUGACGGAGCAAGAGCAGUUGAGGUUACUUUCUCAGAGGAUAGCUUUUGAAGCUUCAUUGAUAAAUCAGAUAGCUGAGUCCUUAAAAAGUGCGAGUUCUGAUAUUUCACAUAUCCUCCAAGAGAUUUAUCUGACAGCGAAGGCGGCGAUGGAACCCACACAUGUGGUUAACACAGCUGCAUCCUUAGCAGAUACCUUGUCUAAAAAAUUAAUACUGGAAGGUGAGUUUUGGAACCAGGUAGAAGAACUGAGUAAGCACUUGGAACCACUUAGGGAAGAGGAAGCAAAUAAAUCAGAAGCCGACCGUUUCAGUUUUCCACAAGACCUUGUCACAGCAGUAGCAGAUACAGCAUUGAUCAGGGCAGAACUUGGUUUAACUGCACAGUCAAUGAGGGAGUCAUUUUACCAAAAGUUGGAGAGUAUUGAAGACAACCUCAACAGGACCAGAAUUGCGCUUCGACAACAUAAGUGUGUGCUAGGCGAAAUCCUGAAAGCCUACAGGACUCCUGAUUUUGAAAGAGUAAUGCAACAGAUUUCAGAAACCUUUGGUUUUCCUGAUGGUGUUACAGGAGAUCUGCCGGUAGCUGGGGACUGGAGCUCGUCAGAAAUGCUGCCGGGUCCAGACUCAGGUGGAUCGCAGGAGUGCCCUGGCUUGCCAAGUCAGAGCAGCGUGGCCCUUAACGAGCAGAUUUCCCAGCAGUUGAAGGAUAGGGCCCGGGUCUUAGAGGAAAUAGCUUCUGCUCUCGUCUCACUUCCUGCAGUGGCAUCCACAAGCGAUUGUCAGCAACUUCUCAAGGCUUCACAAAGCCUUUCCUAUUUUAGUUGCUUAAGUCACCUUGGCCAUUAUUCUUCCUUAUUAGUUCAAGAUGCAAUCAUUCAGGCUCAGGUUUGUUACUCAGUUUGCAAAAUGAGGCUGGAGUAUGAAAGGGAGCUCAAGUUUUAUAAAGAAACCUGGAAGAACAGCGUGGAUGCCUCGUACCAUGAACCAACACGGGCCAUUGCUGCCCUGCGGAUGGAGUAUGAAGAACUCCUUCACAAGCAGAAGAGCGAGUACUUGGAAGUGAUUUCCAUUAUUGAAAGGGAAAAUGAGGAGCUGAAAGCCAAGGUAGCUCAGCUCGACUGCCAGCAGCGGUGCUUGGAAGAGGUGGAAAGCAAACACAGUGAAAGCAUCUUUGCUCUGCAGGAUCGAUACGAAGAGGAGAUCCGAAACGUGGUGGAACAGCUAAACAGCACCAAGAACACCCUGCAGGCGGAGAGAACCAGGGUCCUGAGUCAGCUCGAUGCGUCUGUGAAAGAUAAGCAGGAUAUGGAAAGAUUUCACGUGGAGCAGAUGCAGACCCUAGAGGACAAAUUCCAGCUGAAAAUAAAAGAAUUGCAGAUAAUUCAUGAAGAAGAACUUCGGACCUUGCAGGAACACUAUACUCAGAACUUGCAGUGCUUACAAGAGACACUGAACCAUUACCAAAGGCAGAACCCAGAAGUACCGCUUUCCACAGAGCCCCAAUCCAUCCAUCACAUUUGGCCCACAGACCAACUAGAUGGUGCCAUGCUAGUGACAGAAGGUGAGCCAGAUUCUAUGACCGGGCUGAGAGAGCGUAUCCAAGAGCUGGAGGCCAAGAUGAACGUCAUGAGAGAAGAACUAGAACAUAAAGAUCUGGAAGGAAAUGCCUCAACUCUGAGGGAAAAAUACCAAAAAGACUUUGAGAAUCUGAAGGCAACAUGUGAACGAGGGUUUGCUGCUAUGGAAGAGACCCAUCAGAAGAAGAUAGAGGAUCUACAGAGGCAGCACCAGCGGGAACUGGAGAAACUACGGGAGGAGAAAGAUCGCCUGUUAGCGGAGGAAACGGCCGCUACCAUAUCAGCAAUUGAGGCCAUGAAGAAUGCUCAUCGGGAAGAGAUGGAGCGAGAGUUGGAGAAGACACAUCGCUCUCAGAUCAGCAGUGUCAAUUCAGAUAUUGAGGCCCUUAGAAGACAGUACCUAGAAGAGUUGCAAUCAGUCCAGCGGGAACUGGAAGUCCUUUCAGAACAGUACUCUCAGAAAUGCUUGGAAAAUGCUCAUUUGGCUCAGGCUUUGGAGGCGGAGAGGCAGGCCCUUCGCCAGUGCCAGAGAGAAAACCAGGAGCUCAAUGCACACAAUCAGGAGUUAAAUAACCGCCUGGCUGCGGAGAUCACUCGGUUACGAACGCUACUGACUGGGGAGGGAGGUGGAGAGGCUGCUGGCUCGCCUCUCACACAGGGCAAGGAUGCUUAUGAACUAGAGGUCUUAUUGCGGGUCAAGGAAUCAGAAAUACAGUACCUGAAACAGGAAAUCAGCUCUCUCAAGGAUGAGCUGCAGACAGCACUGAGGGACAAGAAGUAUGCUAGUGAUAAGUACAAAGAUAUCUACACAGAGUUGAGUAUUGUGAAGGCCAAGGCAGACUGUGAUAUCAGCAGGUUGAAAGAGCAGCUAAAAGCAGCUACAGAAGCACUGGGUGAAAAGUCUCCUGAAAAUACUACGGUGUCGGGAUAUGAUAUCAUGAAAUCUAAAAGCAAUCCUGACUUUUUGAAGAAAGACAGAUCCAGUGUUAGCCGUCAGUUAAGGAAUAUCAGGUCAAAGAGUCUGAAGGAAGGCCUGACCGUGCAAGAACGUCUGAAACUCUUUGAAUCCAGGGACUUGAAGAAAGACUAGUUGUAUCCCAUUCAACUUGAACACACAUCCCACCUGGCUUGCGGCAGCACAACACAAACGCUGAUUUUUGUCUGUACCGUAUUUUAUUAUUAUUGUUAUUAUUAUUGGUAUUGUCAUCAUUAACUGUAUGGAUGGAUAAGAGACUGAUUUAUGGAUUGUAGUUCACACCACUUCCUGCUGUGUUGAUUCCUUCAACUCCUCCCUCCCAACAUCUUAUCAAAUCUUUUCUUCCACUGUAUUCUAGAAUUAGUAAAUGAUUUGGGGGGGGAGGAAGGCGAACAAUCUAAUUUCCCUCCCGUUCUAGCAGCCUGUAUUAGAAUUCUUUACUUUACUGUAACUCAUUACAAUAAGUGUCAGUAUUAAGGCUCAGCAGCCUAUUGAUAAGCUAGCUCUGUCUUACCGAAUGUAUUGGUAUGGAAACAGGGCCCAGUCGGCGUAUCUAGCUCUGCUGCUAACUGGCAGUGGUUUGGUGCUCGUGUGCACUGGGAGCCAAGUACGCCAGGAGUUAGUCUUAACUCUCGUUUCUCUGAGGUAAAGCCUAAGGACAUUCUGUUUCUGCCUAGAUUUACAGCACUGACCUACUGGAGAGAAAUUAGAGGGGCAGUUGGAGAAGAGAGGUGGUUUGUAACCCUGAUUCUACCACCCUUGAUCUUGACUCAGAUAAAAGAUUUUUUCGGGGGGCGGGGGGAAUGGGGAGCGGAAAUGAUGGCAUUUUGUACUCCUUCUACUAAUGCAGCUUAGAACCACACAUCCCAGAGUAUUGUGGCAAAGUACUACAACAGAAUUGUUGAAACUGAACGUUCCUAAUUCUUGUUUGUUUUUUUUUAAUUAAAUCUUGCACAAAACACCAGCUCCCCCUCUCAUUACUUCCUCCGAUCGUUCUUACAGUAUUUUCAGUGACCACCUAUUUUUGAAAUAUAUAUUGGGGUUUUACAUCAUGAUUCCUGCUAUCAGGGAGAAGUGUCUGCUCUAAAAAUUUCACCUUUUUUGAAAUUACUCCCCAUAUAAACCAUGUCCAUGUAGUUUGUUGAAGGGAGGGAAGGGGAAGAAACAUGAGGAGGUUGUGACACUCUAUAAGAAUGUCAUUUUAAAAAAAUUAUUCCUAAAUUCGACUGAGAUCAGCACUGGCUACCCUCAUGUAUACUUAAAAAAAUCCUA